Molecule: messenger RNA, 1647 nt
Organism: Cryptomeria japonica (Japanese cedar)
Lineage: Eukaryota; Viridiplantae; Streptophyta; Pinopsida; Cupressales; Cupressaceae
Product: receptor-like protein 44
Exons: 1
Coding region: 374-1192 (272 amino acids)
Molecular function (GO): protein binding
Source: RefSeq, a predicted model, not a curated record
AAUCUGCAAACGUCGUCCCCUAUCCAUAGAACCGCAAGCUAAAAACAGGCCACAUCUGGCGGAGAGUUUGUAGGGGGGUGUAAUUUAAUUAUAAUCCACUGGUCCCGGGAUCGAAACCCGGGUCGUGCAUCGGGUCUUUAAACAAUCAGUCCAUUGACUGACGCCACGAGGAUGCGUAAUUAUGAGCACUUCCCGUAAAAUCUUAUCAGAAUAUACUGGUUACUGUAGAGCUUUAUUUAGCGCCAUCCCUGGAAAACCCACCCAAAAAAAUUAAUGAGGUAAAAGAAGGAAAUUUAGCGACCUUGUUAUUCUCUUGGUAUUUUUGAUGCAGAUGCUUUGAGAACCCAACCGUCCAGAGUUCGAAUCCCAUACGAUGGGCAAGCCGGACAAACUGUUGGUUUUGUGGGUUUUUUGUUUUUGCUUUGAUUUGCACAAUGCAUCUGUCGAUCCUGAAGACAUAGCCUGCCUCUCAGGGGUCAUGAAUUCGAUUCAGGACCCCGCCCAAAAGCUGAGACAGUGGACGAAGCAAAAGCUACAGUCGCCCUGCAACGGUACGUUUUCCGAGCUCGAAGGCGUGACCUGCAACAAUGAGCGGGUCUACAAGCUCAGCUUCGCCGGUUUCGGCCUCACCGGCUCGAUUUCACCCUUCAUCUCCAACUGUACCAAUUUGCAGUCUCUCGAUCUCUCGGCUAACUUUCUUUCGGGUGUGAUUCCAACGGAAGCACAGUUUCUGGUGAAUCUCGCUGUGCUGAAUCUCAGUGUCAAUCAGCUCUCGGGUUCGAUUCCCCCGCAGCUCGCGGCCUGUGCUUAUCUGAAUGUCAUUGAUCUGCACAACAACAAAUUGAGCGGGCUUAUUCCGCCUCAGCUUGGUCUUCUGGCGAGGCUCAGCACCUUCGAUGUUUCGCACAAUGAUUUGCAGGGUAUGAUUCCUACGACGCUCGUGAAUCGAACUGUGAACCUGCCGAGGUUCAAUGCGAGCUCAUUUGUGGGGAACAAGAAGCUUUACGGCUAUCCUCUGCCGCUGCCGAAAAAUCGCGGGCUUUCUGUGCUGGCUAUUGUAGGGAUCGGACUGGGAAGCGGUUUGCUCAGCCUGGUUGUGAGCUUUACAGCCGUUUGUAUUUGGCUAAGGGUUACGGAACAGGGUAUGGCUGCGGAAGAAGGGAAAAUCACACAGCUUAUGCCCGAAUAUUAAUUGAACCCUAACCCUAGCACUAGAUCGAGCCCCCGUUCGACCAGGGUUCCAGUCCCUUUACCUCCGGCGGAGUAAAGGAUCGUUUCUCUUUAUGACGAAUUGGAAAUACAAUGUACUUACAGUGUACUAGUAUGUCGAAGGUUCGAGUCUCCCAAGCGGCAAUAGCAUUAUGGCGAAGGGAACGAGUGGUCUGCGUCAAUUGAUCUAUGGAAGUAGCCCGAAUUAAAUACAUUUGAUCUGUAGAGUCCUUUUUGCUUUGCAUUUAAUGGGCUGUUUUUUUUCAAGUUAGUUUGUGUAUUUGAGGGCGUGUAUUGCUUCUGGCCGCCAGAUAUAAUAUGCAGAUUAUAUUAUAGUUACUAACACAUCUCUCUGUUCUGGACUAUACUCUGUAACAGUUGUAAGAGAAUGGAUUUAUUUUUCAUACUGAGAUAUAUACAUUGCUGGUUUGUAGAUAA